GUCCCAUGUUAUUAGUAUUAGUAGUACUUGCAACUCUCUCUCUCUCUCUCUCCACCUACCACAACUCAUUUCAUUCACCGGAAAAUCAACACCAACCAGUAAUCGUAGUCUCCGCCGAUUCUCCCCCGAUCUCUCCGCCAUGACUUCCGGCGAACUCCUCCAGAUACACCCUCAGGAGCUGCAGUUUCCUUUUGAAUUGAGGAAGCAGAUCUCAUGCUCUUUGCAAUUGUCUAACAAGUCAGAUAAUUAUGUAGCUUUCAAGGUUAAGACUACAAAUCCAAAGAAGUAUUGUGUUAGGCCUAACAAUGGAGUUGUAUUGCCUAGGUCUACUUGUGAUAUUACAGUUACAAUGCAAGGCCAAAAGGAGGCACCUCCUGACAUGCAAUGCAAAGAUAAGUUUCUCCUUCAAAGUGUAGUUGCAAAUGCUGGAGCAACGGCAAAAGAUAUCACUCCUGAAAUGUUUAAUAAAGAGUCUGGCUAUGAGGUUGAAGAGUUCAAAUUGAGAGUUGUUUAUGUUGCUCCUCCUCAACCACCAUCCCCAGUUCGAGAAGGAUCUGAUGAAGAAUCGUCUCCUCGAGCAUCUGUAUCAGAAAAUGGACAUUCAAGUGCUGUGCAAUUUCAGGCUUCAAAAGCUUUCAAUGAACGGGUUGAACAGAAGGAUACUUCAUUUCAGGGAAGAACGCUUAUUUCAAAGGUAACUGAGGAGAGGAAUUCUGUUAUUCAGCAAAAUAAAAGGCUUCAGCAAGAAUUGGAGCUUUUAAGGCGUGCGGCCAAGCAAACCCGCGGCGGUAUACCCUUUAUGUAUGUAAUUGUUGUUGGCUUGAUUGGCCUCAUUUUGGGUUUCCUAUUGAAGAGGACGUGACGAUUCCAAGAUUUCAUCAAAAUGAUCAAAAUUGUAGAAAGCAUUGGGAAGAAAAAUGUGUGAUAUGGAAAAACCAAUUAUAUUGUCAUGUUGUCUUGUAUUGCUCCUAGAAAUUUGGAAUGUGUGAUGGGAAAAUAGAAAUCUUAGACAUUAGACAGGUAGAUUCAAUCUAUAUCAUGGGAUAUGUGUUGUUAUUUGAUGUGAUUAUUUUUAGUUGCUUCUAUUUCUCACCUUGCUCUUCUUUGUUUGUGUUGUUAUGGACACAAUGAAAAUGAGACUAUAUAAUAAUUGAAUAAUUUAUACACA
Molecule: messenger RNA, 1168 nt
Organism: Trifolium pratense (red clover)
Lineage: Eukaryota; Viridiplantae; Streptophyta; Magnoliopsida; Fabales; Fabaceae
Product: vesicle-associated protein 1-1-like
Exons: 8
Coding region: 140-862 (240 amino acids)
Biological process (GO): endoplasmic reticulum membrane organization
Cellular component (GO): plasma membrane; endoplasmic reticulum membrane
Source: RefSeq, a predicted model, not a curated record